This is a messenger RNA of Gadus macrocephalus (Pacific cod), 1614 nucleotides long. It is a transcript of the gene pus1, whose product is annotated as pseudouridine synthase 1. Lineage: Eukaryota; Metazoa; Chordata; Actinopteri; Gadiformes; Gadidae. The coding region runs from base 292 to 1542 and encodes 416 amino acids. The record is from RefSeq and is a predicted model, not a curated record. The transcript is spliced from 6 exons. Gene Ontology annotation, biological process: mRNA pseudouridine synthesis; tRNA pseudouridine synthesis. Gene Ontology annotation, molecular function: pseudouridine synthase activity; RNA binding. Gene Ontology annotation, cellular component: nucleus.
UAUUUCCAUCAGGGGUCAAAGUUGAAUGCUGCCAUCGCCAUGUGAAUGUUGUGGCCGCAAGUGCUAAUGUUAGCUUUAGAUAGUAUACUAUAAGUUCAUUGGGAACUUAUUGGUAACCAGAUUAUGUUUUGUGUUUAGGGACCGCCAUCAUUUUUUUUGGACUUAGUAUAUACGGAGCAGUGUUGAUGCUUUUCAUUUAGAAUAUUUUAUAAACGAUCCACGCUUUAGCAACUACUUGCCCAGCCGUUAUCAUCAUUCUGUUGAAUGUCUCUUAUGGCCACCAAAUGAGUGAUGCUGAAAAUACCACAUCUUCUUCGUGCCUUAACUAACGCGCAACUCUUGCAUUUCAAUUACAAAGGAUUCCAACAUAGAUCACGUUGCACGAUGAGCCAAGGGGAGCUGCUAACCACGAUGUCAACUAAAAGAGUCAACGAGGAGGCAAUCUCUGUUGAAGAUGAGCAGAUAACAAAAAAGGUCAAGUUAGAAGAAAACGUUGACAAUGAAAAGAAGUAUCCUAAAAAGAAGGUGGUUCUACUCGUGGCGUAUUCUGGAAAAGGAUAUUAUGGGAUGCAGCGAAAUACUGGAACCUCGCAGUUCAGAACGAUUGAAGAUGAGUUAGUCUCCGCUCUUAUUAAAUCGGGCUGCAUUCCUGAAAACCAUGGCGAUGAAAUGAAGAAAAUGUCUUUCCAAAGAUGUGCAAGAACAGAUAAGGGUGUGUCUGCAGCAGGCCAGGUGGUGUCACUUAAGCUGCGGUUGAUUGAAGACAUAAUGGAAAAUAUCAACAAGCAUCUUCCUGCGCAAAUCAGAAUUCUAGGUUUCAAACGAGUGACCCAAGGCUUCAACUCCAAAAACAACUGUGAUGCGCGUACAUAUUCCUACAUGCUUCCCACUGUGGCCUUUGCCCCAAAGGACUACGACACCCAGAAGUCGGCCGCUUUCCGCUUGGACCCAGAGACCCUCACCAGAGCCAACUCGCUCUUUUCCCUUUACAAAGGCACGCACAACUUCCACAACUUCACCUCGCAGAAAAGCCCCCAGGACCCCAGCGCCCGCCGCUACAUCACGGAGAUGUCCUGCGAGGAGCCCUUCCUCAGCGGCGACUCGGAGUUCGCCGUUAUCACGGUGCGCGGCCAGAGCUUCAUGCUGCACCAGAUCCGCAAGAUGAUCGGCCUGGUGAUCGCAGUGAUCAAGGGCUAUGCCAAGGAGGAGGUGCUGGAGCGCAGCUGGGGCAACGACAAGGUGGACAUCCCCCGGGCCCCUGGACUGGGCCUGGUGCUGGAGAGGGUGCACUUUGACCGCUACAACCAGCGCUUCGGCGGGGACGGCCUCCACCAGCGCCUGGAUUGGGCCGCGGAGGAGGAGUCGAUUAAGGGCUUCAAGAAGGCCCACAUCUACCCCAGCAUCGUGAACACGGAGUCGGAAGAGCGCUCGAUGAUCAGCUGGAUGGCCUCCCUUCCCAUCCAUGACUACGAGGCGUCGGCGGCGGAUCGCCGGGAGAAGGACCAGAAACAGGAAAAUGAUGUGGGGAAUGAAUCCGAUUAGACCAAUACCAAGUUUAUUUUUAUUUUGGUGAACGACGUGAUUUAAUUUUGAGGUCGAAUAAAAACCUGUUCU